AUGCCUGAAUCGAAACCAAAAGUCGUUGUGGUUGGUGCCGGAGUCACAGGUCUCACUAGUGGGCUCCUUCUUCUCAAGAAUGGCUACGAUGUCUCCAUCAUUGCCAAACACAUCCCCGGUGAUUUCGAACUUCUCUCCUCUAAAGCCGGGGCCCAAUGGUCAUCACAUUCCGGUCCAGAUGAAUUCACUUUCCAAGAGUACGAUAAGCCAGGAUACUACGAAUUCCUCAAGCUCGCUCGAGAAGAACCAACUUCCGGGAUCCACGAGGUGUUAGUCGACCAUUAUGCCCACAAGGACUACGUUUCCGCCUACAAAUUGCCAUGGUUUGAACUGUACGUCCCAGGGUUUCAAAAACUCGACCGCAGCAACUUCAAGUUCCCUAGUGAUGACCUUGUCAAAGGUCAUCGUUACAAAUCGGUCACCAUCACCACCCCACACUACCUUGCGUAUCUUUAUGCCAAAGUUAUUGAGUUCGGGGGUACCAUCAAAAGAGCCCGUAUCGAUCAUAUCAACGAUGCCAACAAGUACCAUCAUUCUGGAGAAACCCCUGAUUUGAUCAUUAACGCCACAGCAUUGGGGGCCCGGUUCCUUGGAGGGGUCAACGAUCUCAAAAUGUACCCGGUGAAAGGUCACAUCGUGGUGGUUUCCAAUUCCUGUUAUAACCAAAAGAUUGUCCAACCGGUCCCAGGAAGUGAAGUCCCAGGGGAAGCGUUCUAUAUCAUGAACCGUAAAGAAGGUGGAUCGAUCAUUGGUGGGUGCUAUCACCCGGUAAAGAUCGACGAAAUGGAUUUCAAGAUCGAUGAUAAAUUGACCCAAAGAAUCUUGACCAGAGCCAAGAAAUACGCCCCAGAAUUGUUGGAUAGUAAAGCUUUCCCGGAAAACAAGCCUGAAUUGGACAUUGUCACCGUGUACGUUGCUUAUAGACCAACCCGUGAAGGAGGGAUAAGAUUGGAACGUGAAGGGAAAAUCAUUCACAACUAUGGUGCCGGUGGUACUGGGUAUCAAUCUUCAUUCGGUACUGCGGCUGGCGUUCUUAAAUUAGCCAAUGAAUAUAUCGCAAAGACUAAAGGUUCAAAGUUAUGA
Messenger RNA from Saccharomycopsis crataegensis, 1083 nucleotides. Its product is annotated as FAD-dependent oxidoreductase. The record is from RefSeq and is a predicted model, not a curated record. Bases 1 to 1083 code for a protein of 360 amino acids. Gene Ontology annotation, biological process: D-amino acid catabolic process. Gene Ontology annotation, cellular component: cytoplasm. The transcript is spliced from 2 exons. Gene Ontology annotation, molecular function: FAD binding; D-amino-acid oxidase activity. NCBI's taxonomy places the organism in Eukaryota, Fungi, Ascomycota, Saccharomycetes, Ascoideales, Saccharomycopsidaceae.